Argiope bruennichi is the source of this 1141-nucleotide messenger RNA. Its product is annotated as AN1-type zinc finger protein 2A-like. Gene Ontology annotation, cellular component: cytoplasm; endoplasmic reticulum. Bases 203 to 958 code for a protein of 251 amino acids. NCBI's taxonomy places the organism in Eukaryota, Metazoa, Arthropoda, Arachnida, Araneae, Araneidae. Gene Ontology annotation, biological process: proteasome-mediated ubiquitin-dependent protein catabolic process; protein targeting to ER. The transcript is spliced from 9 exons. The record is from RefSeq and is a predicted model, not a curated record. Gene Ontology annotation, molecular function: zinc ion binding.
UACUAAUGAAAUGUCAUGGCUUUUCGUACAAAUUCAUCUACGAGUGGUUUCCUGUUUUCUCUAGAAUGAUUUCAGCAUUUUUUAUUUCAGAUGACGAAAUACUUCCAAGCGUUAGGUAUUUUAAAGUCAUAGCAUCUUCGUAUUCAGUUAGUUGAUUCUAGAGUGACUGUGGUGAUAACACAUAUUGCUUUAAAAAUUGAAUAUGGAAUUUCCUCAUUUAGGCAAUCAUUGCCAUGAGAAAACUUGUAAUAAGUUAGAUUUUCUGCCUAUGAAAUGUGAUGCUUGUUCUAAUCUCUUUUGUAUUGAUCAUUUUACCUACAAUAAGCAUUCAUGUGAUAAUGCCUUCCGAAAAGAUGUUCAAGUACCUGUCUGUCCUUUAUGCAAUAACCCUGUGCCAUCCAAAAGAGGUGAACAACCUGAUAUUGCAGUUAGUCAACAUAUUGACAGAGAUUGCCAGGCUGAUCCAGCAAUAGCAAAGAGAAAGAUUUAUACCAAUAAAUGCAAUGUGAAAGGCUGCAAGCAAAAAGAGGUUAUUCGCAUCACAUGUGAUAUUUGUCAUAAGAGCUAUUGCUUAAAACAUCGACAUCCAGCAGAUCACAAAUGUGAUGAACAAAAAAAAGUUACUCCAGCUCAAGCAGCAGGGGCUGCAGCUAUAGCAAGGAUUCAGAAUUCCAAAAAAUCAAAAUUCAGUUGGUUUUCUAGUCAGAGUUGCUCUUCUGAUGUAGAAAAAAAGCCUGCAGCAUCUUCUCUACCAGAAGUGUCUGUUACUUCAAUUCAUGGUAGACUGUCUGAAGAUGAAGCCUUAGCCCUUGCCCUACAACAAUCAUUGAAUGAAACCAGACCUAGAAGCAUACAAGAGGAGGAAGAUCGACUUUUAGCACAAUCUUUGGCUAAUUGUGAUCAAAGAAGAGUUCUUCAAAAUCAAGAGAAUAGAGACAAGAAUUGUAUUCUAUCUUAGCAUCAAAAUGAAGCAUCUGUUCAUUCAUUGUAGUUUUUCACUUAGAAUGAAAAUUAUCAAUGCACUUAAUUCUUUUAUUCUCAUAUUUUAUGCAGUAUAUUUUUUGUAUAAAGCUUUGGAAAAAUAUUUAAUAGAUGUAUUUAUAUCAGUAUAAUAAAGUUCUAAUUUUUAUUCUAAAAAAAA